Messenger RNA from Rana temporaria (common frog), 1799 nucleotides. It is a transcript of the gene RAB36, whose product is annotated as RAB36, member RAS oncogene family. The coding region runs from base 145 to 936 and encodes 263 amino acids. The transcript has 10 exons. The record is from RefSeq and is a predicted model, not a curated record. Lineage: Eukaryota; Metazoa; Chordata; Amphibia; Anura; Ranidae. Gene Ontology annotation, molecular function: GTPase activity; GTP binding.
GGUCCUCCGAAGCCACAGAAACCACGCCCAUGGCUUGCUAGCCGUUGCCUUGGUUACCGUGGAGUGCCCUGGCAUAGCCAGCGCCGCUUGUUUGUACGGCUGGCGGCACCGAUCUGUACUCCAGGGAGACCGGAGAGCUGAACCAUGCUGAGCCAUCCUGGAUCGCCCGUCCCCAGAGACAGGCUCAUCUCCAACAUACCCAAGUGUUACACACCUGAAGCCUCCUUGCACUUCAGAACAAAUUUUGAUGAUCAUGUGAAGAUCGCGUGCCAGCAGCGCCAUGGACCCUUUGGGUUGAAAAUGGCUAAAGUUGUAAUGGUGGGAGACCUAUAUGUGGGGAAAACCAGCCUGAUUAACAGGUUUUGCAAGAAUGUCUUUGACCGUGAUUACAAAGCAACGAUUGGUGUUGAUUUUGAAAUAGAGCGGUUUGAAAUCUUGGGCGUACCAUUUAACCUUCAGAUCUGGGACACAGCUGGACAAGAGAAGUUCAAAUGCAUUGCAUCGGCAUAUUACAGAGGAGCACAAGUGAUUAUUACUGCUUUUGAUCUGGGUGACAUUCAAACCCUUGAGCACACUAGGCACUGGCUGCAGGAUGCUCUGAGAGAAAAUGAACCCGAUUCAUGCUCCGUAUACCUAGUUGGGGCUAAAAAAGACACAUUGUCAGAGGCUGAAUAUGAACGGACAAAGCAAGAUGCUUUGAAAUUUGCUGAGGAAAUGAAUGCAGAAUAUUGGUCUGUCUCUGCCAAAACAGGUGAACAUGUAAAGGAUUUCUUUUUUCGGGUGGCAGCUCUGGCCUUUGAACAGUCCAUGAAAAGGGAGUUGGAGAAGAGCAGAUAUAUCACAGCACAGAUUGGAGCUGGCAGUCUUAUACAUCUUGAAGGAAAUUCACCCGAGAAAAGGGAAAAUGAUUCCCAGCCUAACAUGAAUUGUUGUUAGAUUAUGACUGCCUACAGAACAGACCACUUAAUACUCUGCAGCUCUUAUUGCCACCGGCAGUGUCCAGGCAGCACAGCAAGCCACACGAGUUUCGUCUAAAUUGUGACCAAACAAUGAAGCUCAAAUCCCUCUUUGGGCUUUUAGAGACAACGACAAAACAUCUUGAAGUCUGCACUACAUUAAGAUUUGUCUAGCCUGCAGCACAGCAAUAAUGUGCCCCUUGCAUCAGGGACGCUCUCCAUCCUCCCUGGUCGAUUUCUGCAUCAGCAAGUUCAAAUGUAUAAUCUUACAUUAUGAAGCUUAGAUGACUUUCCAAAAAAAAAAAACAAGACAGUAAAUAAGAAUAUUAUAAACCGUGUCUAAAAAAAAAAAUGCCAAAGCCUUGCAUUUAUUUUCCUACAUGUAUUAUGGAUUUGUAUGUAGUUAUUCUCAUUUCUAAAAAUAAUAAUUAUGACAUGAAAAGUCAACUGUUAUUGUUAUGGCCAGAGCUGGAUUUCUGCAUUUUCAACGGGUGGUGGCAUACGGUGGAAGGGCUGCUGCGGGGAACAAGCCACCCAUGCAUUAGGGUUCAUUGACUAGAAGAGUAGAGCAUGUUCAAUUUGCAAAUGGAAUUUUCACUUAGCUUAGUGAAUAAGGUGAAGAUUUUCUGACCGCAACAAUCCAAUCGUGUGCAAGAAAAAAUCCUUUUUUCUGGUAGAUCAUUUACUACGCUGUGAACAUUCUCUUUUAACACUAAGUGAACAUUCCCUUUCAAAAUAAAAUGUUCUUGCAAAGUGAACAUACUCUACCCCUUUAGUAAAAAAAACCCAUUAUGUUUCAGACUGUAAGUAGACAUUUUUGUGAAUAAAAAGUAUUCCAGUUUC